This is a messenger RNA of Paramecium pentaurelia, 720 nucleotides long. The record is from the annotation of a GenBank genome assembly. NCBI's taxonomy places the organism in Eukaryota, Ciliophora, Oligohymenophorea, Peniculida, Parameciidae.
AUGAUCAUCUCUAAUAUGAUAUAAAAUAUAUCUCGUGUAUCAGAUAAGAUGUAGACAGAAACUAAUUCAAUAAUCUACUCUUUAAAUAAGUUUAAGAGAAGUAGUUUAAAGAAUAGAAAUUACAAACAAUAUCAAGAAGAUUUCAUCAAUACAAAUGAAAUUUAAUUAAGAAGAAAGAGUUGCUAUUGUAGUGAAUGUGGUCAACUAAGUUAAUUUCAAUAUAAGCAUAUAAAUAAUUAUGUUUAGAUAAAAAAAUGCAUAACUCUCUAAAAAAAUUAGAUGAUGAGCAAAUCAAUGAAAAUUAUGUAAAAUUCAUUAACAUUAUCACAUAAUAGUCCUACUUCAAAUAGAUCAUCUAUUCUAAUUUAGAGACAUUAAUUUAGAAUGAAUACUUGCAGAGAAAUCUAAUAAUCUCACAUUUAUAAUAUAUCACCUGCAAGAUUAACUUCAAUGAAAGAAAAUGCAAUUGUCAAUAUCAAUAAAAAUAAAGAAUAUUAUUAUAAUGAAUUAUUGGAAUAAAUUAAGAAAAAGAAUCGAUUACAUUUUCGUUAACUUAGUGUACCUUAAACAAAAAAAGAGUAAGAACCUUAAUUGAUUAAAAAACAUACUUAAACAUCUUCAAUCCAUAGAAAAUAGAAACCAGAUAUUAGACCAUAUUUUAGUCAUUUAAAAUUGAAACCAAUAAAUUAAAAAUUCUAAACUUCUCACUUUGAAAUCUGA